Messenger RNA from Amphimedon queenslandica, 3702 nucleotides. RefSeq lists its product as uncharacterized. The transcript has 2 exons. Lineage: Eukaryota; Metazoa; Porifera; Demospongiae; Haplosclerida; Niphatidae. Bases 33 to 3611 code for a protein of 1192 amino acids. The record is from RefSeq and is a predicted model, not a curated record.
GCAAAUUGCAGAAGCUCAAGAUUACUGUUAUCAUGAUAUUAAAAGGAUUCCUUUUUGCUCUCAUCCUAAGCUCUGCUACUUCUCAACAAGAGUAUCUUGUGUCUCCUAACUGCUCUAUACCUUCAUCUUUAGAGUGCCACAAUCUUUCCUUUUAUACACAAGAUAGCACCAGUUUCUUUACCAAUGGAACUACAUUCUUCUUCUCCAGUGGAGUCCAUACUCUACACCAGUCACUUGUAAUCAGUGGAGUCAGUGGUCUUAGCCUAAUAGGAGAAGGAGAGACAGUGAAUGAUGUAGGGACUGCUGCUGUAAGGAUAACGUGCAGUAAACUAAAUGUCUCAUUGUUCAUAUAUGAUUCCACUAACAUUAGCAUACAUGGUAUCGCUAUUACAGACUGCGGUAGCAACGAGUACAUUAAUAUUCUUGGCUUUGGUGGGCAGGAAUUAAAACCUGCAGCCUUGAUAAUAAUUGAAACAUACGUCAUCUCAAUAAGAGACUGCUCCAUCCAAAACAACACUGGUCUUGGCCUGCUACUACUUAAUGGGUUUAAUGCAUCAAUACAGGACUCUUCUAUUACUAACAAUAAAGUCAAUGGGAAUGCUUUUAUAUAUUACACUAAUCCAAGGAAGUGCUUGACUACAAGUGAAUCUCAAAUCUAUCAGCUCAUUGUAUCAGACUCCAACUUUAGCUUUGGAGUAGGAGCUGAUUUUGGCUCAGGACUAACAAUCCUCAUCGAUCAUGACUGUACUUACAGGGUCGACGUGGAGCUCAUUAGAGUGAAGUCGUACAAUAACAAUGGGCAAAUUGGAGGAAACAUUUUGAUACAUACUUCAAAUAUAGAGUAUUAUUCAAUCCUGGUUGAUUCUGUGGAGUCCUAUGGAGGAAUAGGAGGUGGAAUGGCAAUAUCAAUCUCGUAUGAUUCAGUACUAAGAGGAACAUGUCCUUGUGAUUAUCCACCGCCCACGCAAGUAACGAGACCAUUAGAGAUACGAAAUAGUGUUUUUUAUAAAAACGUUGCAGUAUUUGGUGCUGGACUAAUUGUACAGACACAGCCAAGUGACUUUGUUGUGGUGGCUCAAGAAAUAUACAUUCACUCUUGUCAUUUUUAUGAUAACAUUGGUUAUGCUGGGAGCGGCUUGUACAUUACACAAGUGGAGCUAUCAUCUUCUAAUAAUCCGCUCUCUUUCUCUCUCGUUAACUUAAAUAUCAGCAGGAAUAUAUUAGUUAAUUCUGGACCAUCUUGUGCAAUGUUUCUGUACGGCAUAAGAAUAGCUAAUGUAAGGGAUUUGGUAGUAUUUGGUAAUAAUGACACUGGUCUUCUGCUGUACAAUUCACUGGUGAUGUUUGAUGGAUCAAUACUCAUCCACAGUAACACUGCAAAUGAAGGAGCUGGGAUGGCCUUAUAUGGUAACUCUAUUAUGGUCAUUAAUAAUGGGACGUACAUGAGUUUUUAUAAUAAUCGAGCCAGAGAAAUUGGAGGCGGUAUUUAUAUAAAGUCAAGGUCACCAUUUCUUGAAGUUUGUCGGAUACAAAUAGCAUAUUUGACUUCUAUGACACUCCCUGCUUCACAAAUAUCAUUCGUUAACAAUACAGCUGGUAUUGCAGGGUCUGCUAUAUAUGGUGGGAUACUAGAAGAAUGUCAGAACCUUCUCUCGACCUCCGUACCUAACAUACCAUCAUCUCAGUUAUAUGAGGUUAUCAACAUAAAUGAACAAGACGGAUUAUCUGUGAUAUCUUCUGAUGCCGUUUCUCUUUGUUUCUGCGACAAUGGUUUGCCUAACUGCACAAAUCAAGUUAAGUAUAAAUCCUUUGAAGCUUAUCCCGGAGAUGACAUUAACGUAGCACUAGUUGCAGUUGGACAAACACAAGGACUAACUCAGGGUCUAAUAUCAAUAUCUUCAUCCGUCGAUACACAAAGAUAUGUCAUUGAGACACCAUCAAACUGCUCCAAUAUAAACCACACUGUGUUACUCUUCAAUGAUACUAAUGAUCCCACUAAUGUUACUGUAUCUGUUGGUAUCAUUGAUACACAGCAGCCUCUAGUGCCUCCUUUACAAAUAUUAGCUGUCGUCAUUACAGUACUUCCAUGUCCUCCUGGCUUCUCUCUCUCACUAGACACAGGAGUGUGUAUCUGUUCAACAGAAUUAGAGCAAGACUCAGUUACAUGCAAUAUAUCGACUAACACUCUGGAGCGAACUGGCAAUCAAUGGAUUGGAUAUCAAGAGAGUGAGGAGUGUAUUAUAAUAUACAACGAUUGUCCCUUUAAUUAUUGCAACAACUCAAGAAUUGCUUUUAACAUAAGCUCACCAAAUGCCCAGUGUGUUAAUAAUAGAUCGGGUCUGCUGUGUGGAGGAUGUGACAAAGGCCUUAGUCUCAUGCUAGGCUACAGCCAAUGUGGAAAAUGUACUAAUGAUUAUCUGUCUCUUAUUAUUCCUUUUGCAGCUGCUGGUAUUGCUCUUGUUAUCCUACUCUUAGCUUUAAACCUCACAGUAUCUGUAGGUACUAUCAAUGGGCUCGUGUUUUAUGCUAAUAUUAUUAAAAUAAACGAGACCUAUCUCUUCCCUGAUGGCCCCAUUCCGAUUCUCAGCCAAUUUAUUUCAUGGCUCAAUCUUGAUUUGGGCAUAAGUGCCUGUUUUUUUGAUGGAAUGGACACAUAUUCAAACAUGUGGCUGCAGUUUGCCUUUCCUUUCUACAUAUGGACAAUCAUUGGUGCCAUCAUCUGUGCUUGCCACUUCUCAAAUAGACUCUCAAAGCUCAUAGGCUCCAAUGUAGUCCCAGUACUAGCUACACUUUUACUUCUCUCUUACACUAAACUCAUCAGUACCAUACUGCUAAUACUGGACCUGGUCGUCAUCAAAUGUGGUCUUAACAUCAGCUAUCACUGGAGUCUUGAUCCUAACUUGGCUUAUUUCUCAAAACUUCACUCGAUCCUCUUCCUGUUUGCCCUCCUGGUCCUAUCGUGUCUAGUGUUUCCAUAUGUUCUCUUAAUCCUCCUAAAUCCACUAAUUGGAGGGAAACUCUCUCGUUUCACCUGCUGCAAAUUCUGUUCUCAGCUAAAGCCAUUCUUUGAUGCUUACUUUGGUCCACUAAAGGACUCUUAUCGCUGGUGGGUUGGGGUUCUCCUGCUAGCUCGAAUUGUCCUCUUGGGAAUAUCCUUUUCCAAUCAAAGCAAUACUUUUACUUUGACCAUUUCUCUUUCAGCAGUUCUCAUUGCAGUGGAAGCAAGUGUUGGUGGAAUGUAUCAGCAUCAGUUCCUCAAUAUACUAGAGAUAUGGUUCCUACUGCUGAUAGUGCUUCAUUCAACUAUUGCGAACAACAGCUAUGGGUACAUUGGAGGUAUAGUCAUUACGACACUUGCUUUUGUCACUUUUAUUGGCAUCAUCAGUUACCAUGUGUAUCAAAAAAAUAGCAAGGUCUUACUCAAAUUGUGGCGUAAAAUUAAAGAACCAAAAAGAUUAAGAGAAUCCACAAUGAGUGAGGCAUUAAUUUCAAAUGAGAAUGAUGUCGUUAAUAAAGAUCAUGUGACCAGGUCAGUAGUGGAUACCAACAGGAGAGAGUCGCUGUUGUUUCAUAUGGCUUCUGAUAAUUACGACAAUAGACCAAUUAAUUAAUUGAUAAUUAAUAAAUGAGUGUUUCUUGUUAUAGUGUAUUACUUUUCGCUUAAUUUUUUGGAAUAAAAUUUUGACAGAUCUGUGGCAUAAA